AACACUUAUGGAGGUUUUGAUGUUUAAAAAAAAAAAAAGUUACGGAGGUUUUCGAACUUAACGAACGCAAAACCUCGCUGAGAAUCUGAGACAGAAAAAAAUGGGAUUGAGAAGGCGCGGUGCUCUUCAACUUGGUGUUCUCCACAAUUACAACCUCUGCGUCAGUCCCAUUAUCUCUGUCUCUCAUUCCCUUCCCUUCUCCUCCGAAUGCCAACCCCAAUCGAACGCACUCUUCGACCGCGAUGACCCCCAAGACCAGACAAAGCUUGAGAAAAUUGAAAAGUUUCAUUCUUUUCUAGAAAAGGGUAGCACCAUCACCGCCAAGAGGUUCCUUAAAUCCCUUGUUCUCUCCAAAACCCCAUUCUCUUCUCCCUCCGAACUCCACACCUUCGUAUCAAAACCCCUCUUCUCGAACACCCUGUUAUGGACCUGCUCAAUUCCCAAAUUGGUCGACCAAGCCACCGAGUUGUACUAUUCAAUGAGAAAAGAUGGUUAUGCCCCUUCAAUCCGCUGCGUCAACCGUCUCCUUCAUGCUUUGCUUGUUUCCAGGCAGUUUGAAGAGGCCUUGAGUUUGUUCUCGGACUUUGCUGGGUCUGGUAUGGGACCCAGUGCAGAGUCGUACAAGAACGCUGUUUAUGCAGCGGCCAUGUUGAAGGAUCUGAGGAAGUGUUUUGAGUUGAUGGCUUCCAUGGAGAAGCAAGGGGUGACCCCUUCUGUUUUUGUGUAUAAUUUGAUCAUUGGGAUGCUUUGCAAAGUGAGAAAGGUGUGGGAUGCUCGCAAAGUGUUUGAUGAAAUGGGUGAGAGAAAUCUGGUUCCGAAUACUGUUACUUAUAAUACCUUGAUCGAUGGGUACUGUAAGGUGGGUCAAUUAGAGGAAGCUUUUAGCUUGAGGGAGAGGAUGAAGACCCAGAAUGCGGACCCUAGCCUUCUCACCUACAAUGCCUUGUUGAGUGGUCUUUGCGGUUCUGGGAGGUUGGAGGAUGCGAGGAAGGUGUUGCUAGAGAUGGAGGCUGCUGGGUUUUUACCUGGUGAGUUUCUGCGUGUUGUAUUUGAUGAUGAUGAUGAUGGUUCUUUGGGUGAGAAAGUGUUUGGCAAAGCAGAGUUGGAAAGGGUCGAUGAGCAUACUUGUUGUAUUUUGUUGAAUGGAUUGUGCAGGGUAGGGAGGGUUGAAAAGGCCAAGGAGAUUUUGGCCAAACUUGUUGAUAAUGGCGUUACUCCCAGCAAAAUAUCAUAUAACAUAUUAGUGAAUGCAUACUGCCAAGAGGGGGACAUAAUGAAAGCUAUACUGACCGCCGAACAAAUGGAAUAUCAAGGGGUGAAGCCUAGUGCUGUCACUUUCAAUACCCUGAUUAACAAGCUCUGUGAAACUAAAGACUUGGACCAGGCAGAGAUAUGGGUGAAGAAAAUGGUAGACAAGGGUGUUUCCCCCACUGUGGAAACUUAUAAUUCUUUGAUUAAUGGUUAUGGACAAAUGCAGCAUUUUGUCAGGUGCUUUGAGAUUCUUGAAGAGAUGGAAAAGAAUGGGAUAAAGCCUAACGUCAUAAGUUACGGUUCUCUAAUAAAUUGUCUAUGCAAAGACCGUAAGAUCCUUGAUGCUGAAAUUCUCCUUGCGGAUAUGGCAGGCCGGGGGCUUUCACCGAAUGCAGAAAUAUACAAUAUGCUUAUUGAAGCCAGUUGCUCCUUGAGUAAAUUUAAAGAUGCCUACAGAUUUUUUCAGGAAAUGCUAAGAAUUGGAAUAGAUCCAACUCUUGUGACAUAUAAUACACUGAUAAACGGACUUGGAAGGAAUGGAAGGGUAAGUGAAGCUGACGAUCUGUUUCUCAAAAUGACUAGCAAGGGACAUAUUCCAGAUGUAAUCACAUACAAUUCGAUUAUCUCAGGUUAUGCAAAGUCUGGAAACACCCAGAGAUGCAUUGAAUUGUAUGAGAAGAUGAAGAGAUUAGGCUUAAAACCUACAGUUGGUACCUUUCAUCCUUUGAUCAAUGCAUGCAGGAUGGAAAGUGUGGCAACAGCAGAAAAGAUGUUUCAGGAAAUGUUACAAAUGGGCUUACUUCCAGAUCGAGUCAUAUAUAAUGAAAUGAUGUAUAAUUAUGCUGAAGAUGGCAAUGUUCUGAAGGCAAUGUCGUUGCACCAAGAGAUGGUCAAUCGGGGACUCAACUGUGACAAGGAAACUUACAACUGCUUGAUCCUGGCAUGCCUCAGAUAUCAAAGAAUUUCAGACGUAAAGCAUCUUGUUGAUGAUAUGAAGGCUAAAGGACUAGUCCCAAAAAUUGAUACAUAUAACAUUCUGGUUAAGGGACAUUGUGACCUAAAAGAUUUCAGUGGUGCUUAUUUUUGGUACAGGGAAAUGUUUGACAGGGGCUUCAUUCUAAAUGCUCGCAUCUGCUAUCAGCUGAUAGCUGGUCUUAAAGAGGAGGGGAUGCUGCGCGAGGCUCAAAUUUUAUCCUCAGAAUUAAGUUGUAGAGAACUGAACCACUAGAAAACUGAGAAGGGAAACCUUUGCUGAUGCUCAUUGAAUACGAUUGGAAAAGUGAUAAACUAAGCUCGAAGGGCCUACAGUGUUUAUAUGUUGUAAAUUACAUUUUGAAAGUGGCUAGUGAAUCAUUCACACAACUUCAUGAUGGAAAACGGCUGAGAUAUUUCUUCCAGAUGCUGAGAGAAGUCGGCUUCUCAAAAUGUAAAUUGAAGGUGGUGGAAAGAGAGUCUGAACUGGUAAACAUUUUUUAGCCAUAACUCAUUGCUGAUAUUUGCGUGGGAAGCAAGCUUACUCAGGUUGGAAAGGGAAGUUAAAUAAUCAUUUUUUAGGUUAGGAUUUGGAAGGAAGUCUUGCUUCUGAUAAUAGCAACUGCAAAGAUGUUUCGUAGAUCACCCAAAUCUGGUCUUUUUCACUACAUCAUGCAUUUCCUAGCUGGAAGUCAUUUUUUAUGGUGGUUUGUGAUGGCUGAAAUUCUAACUUCAUUUGCAAAAUGGAACAAAAUAUUAAUAAAUGAUC
This is a messenger RNA of Arachis ipaensis, 2992 nucleotides long. Its product is annotated as pentatricopeptide (PPR) repeat-containing protein. The record is from RefSeq and is a predicted model, not a curated record. NCBI's taxonomy places the organism in Eukaryota, Viridiplantae, Streptophyta, Magnoliopsida, Fabales, Fabaceae. Gene Ontology annotation, molecular function: protein binding; mRNA binding.